AAUUCAAGAAAGCAAUAAACCUUUCUUCAGAUAUUUCUCCUUCUUUUCCAUUUCUAACAUGGUAUCAGAGCUAUAAGCUCUUGGUUCUUUUCUCUUAUCAUCACUGUUGGGUAUUUUUGGAGUUGGAUUUUCAAUUCCAUUCCAGAUCUGAAACUUUGUCGUUGGGAUCUCUUCUCCUACAGAUCGGAUUGUUUAUCCUCGAUUUUCAGACCCUUUCUGAGGUAUUUUGUUGGUCUGUUAUUUCGAUCUUGGCAUCUAUUUCUCCAUAUUUUUAGAGUUUUUCAGUAUUAUGAGUUUACUGAUUCUAUAACGAGUUUUGAAAGGAUUGUAACUCAUCCUACUACUGCUACGAUUGCCAAAGAAGUGAUAGAACAACCUAAUGUCAACCUUAAAUCCCUAAAACAGGUGAUAUUAAAUCUUUUUAAUGCUCCCACUACCUUAUCUACUGCUCCGGGUACCAAACCUUGGUAUUUCGAUUCUGAUUGUUGUAACCAUAUGUCUUCAAUUACUGCUCAUUUCUCUUCAAUGUCACCUAAUAAUUCCUUUCCUGAUAUUUAUUCUGCUGAUGGUUCUCCUAUGAAUGUUAGUCACAUUGGUAAUGUUUCUACAAAGUCAUUGACUUUACCAAAUGCCCUUUUAGUUCCAAAACUUAGUUAUAAUCUUCUAUCUGUUAGUCAAUUAUGCGAUCUUGGUCUUGAAGUAACAUUUUCUACUCAUGGUUGUCGUGUGCAGGACCCACAAACAGGACAACUUCUUGGAAUUGGUCGCAAGGUGGGGCAUUUGUUUGAGCUCAACUAUCUGCAUAUUCCUGAUAAUAAAAUGUAUACACCAUCAUUUCCAAAUGAUCGAUUUAUCCAAACCCUGCUUUGUGCGGUUGAAUUAGAGUCCUUGCAAAUUCCAUAUCAUCAAAUCUUCCAAGCUUGUGCUGCUACUAAUUUUUCUCCUCUCCAUUUGUGGCACUCACGACUUGGACAUACCUCAGUUGGUAAACUUCGUCCACUUAUCUCACGUGGUUUAUUAGGAUCAGUUUCGAAUGAAUCUGUGCAUUGUGUGUCAUGUCAAUCUGCAAAGCAACCAGCUUUAUCUUUUUUGAGUAGUCAUUCUCAUUCUACUGCUCCUUUUGAUCUCGUGCAUUUUGAUGUUUGGGGUCCAUCUCCUACACCCACCAUGGGGGGUUCUAGGUACUUCGUGUUAUUUAUUGAUGAUCAUACUCGUUUUACCUGGAUAUACCUUAUGAAAAGUCACUUUGAAUUAUCACAAAUUUAUAUUGAUUUUGCUACCAUGGUCAAAACUCAAUUCUCUAAAAUUAUCAAAGUUUUGAGAACUGACAAUGCUACUGAAUAUCUUGAUACUAAACUUCAAUCCUUUUUGAAAGAACAGAGUACACUGCCACAACAAUCUUGUCCUUAUACUUCUAAACAAAAUGAGCAAGCCGAACACAAACAUAGACACAUCCUUGAUUCUGUUCGUGCUUUGCUCAUUUCAUCUUCUUGUCCAGAGCGAUUUUGGGGUGAAGUUGCUCUUACAGUGGUUUAUCUUAUUAAUCGCAUUCCAUCAUCAGUCCUUAAUAACCAGUCUCCAUACAAGCGUCUACAUGGCACAUCUGAUGAGCUCUACAAUGCCUCACCACAUGCUCCAACCAGUUCUAUAGAAGAUGAUCUGCCUGCUGGUAAUGCAUUAGAUAAUUUUGAGUCUUCUUUUACUUCCUCCUCUACAAAUGAGCUUGUUGUCCCAUCCUCGAGUCAUCCUACUCGGGAGUAUGGAAUCGACUAUGAAGAGACAUUUGCUCCAGUUGCUCGUCUUACAUCUGUGCACAGUUUGCUUGCUAUCGCUGCUAUACGGAGAUGGAAAUUGUUUCAGAUGGAUGUGAAAAAUGCUUUUCUUAAUGGUGGCCUAGAAGAAGAAGUUUAUAUGAAACCACCUCCUGGGCUCCACCAUCCUCUAAACAAGUUUGGUUUUACUUCCAGUCCACAUGAUACAGCUUUGUUCAUUCAUAAAACUGCUCGGGGUAUAGUUCUUUUACUUCUUUAUGUUGAUGACAUGAUUAUUACUGGAGAUGAUGUCGCAGGUGUUGAGGAGUUAAAACAAUCUCUCAGUCAGAAAUUGGAGAUGAAAGAUCUUGGUGUUCUAAGCUAUUUUUUGGGACUUGAAGUGACCUCUUCAGAUGAUGGCUACCUGCUUUCUCAAGUAAAGUAUGCCUUCGAUCUUGUUUCUAAAGCUGAAUUUAAUGAUGGUAAGAGUGUUUCUACAUCUCUUGAACCUAAUGUCAAGCUUACACCUAUGGAUGGCUCCCCACUUUCUGAUCCUACUCGUUAUCGGCAAUUGGUUGGUAGUCUGGUUUAUCUUACUACAACACGCCCUGAUAUAGCAUAUGCAGUUCACAUUGUUAGUCAGUUUAUGGCUGCUCCUCACUCCACUCAUUAUGCAACAGUACUUCGCAUUAUUCGCUAUGUUAAGGGAACAUUAUUUCAUGGACUCCAUUUUUCUGCCAACUCCUCCCUUGUGCUUCGCGCUUACUCUGAUGCUGAUUGGGCUGGUGAUCCUUCUGAUCAUAGAUCUACCACUGGUUACUGUCUUUCCUUGGGAAUUCUCUUAUCUCUUGGUGGAUUUUUGAAGAAGAAGGACCAGAAAGUGAAACCCCUCUUCGAAGCCCUCCAGAAAAUCAAAGAAGAGUUGAUGCUGUUGGGGUUCAUAUCGCUGCUGCUGACGGUGUUUCAAGAUCGGAUUAGCAAAUUUUGCAUACCGGUGAAUUUGGCCAACAAAUGGCUGCCGUGCUCCAAAGAUUCCGAGCAAAAAUCCACGAUUUCCCAUCUCCAAACCUUCUUCUCAUCGUUACUUCCUAGAGCCACCGUCCGCCACCUUCUCGCUGCCUCGUCGUCAUCAUCAUCAGAGUCGCUGGAUCCCGCCGCCGCUCACUGUAAAGCUAAGGGGAAGGUGCCAUUGUUGUCCUUGACAGAACUGCACCAUCUUCACAUAUUUGUCUUUGUGCUCGCCGUUGUCCAUGUGAUUUUCUGCGCACUCACCAUUCUUCUUGGAAAAGCAACGAUCCGUCGAUGGAAACAAUGGGAGGAAUCAGCCCCCACUAAAAAGGACUAUAAUCCAGAGCAGGUUCUGAAGAAAAAGUUUACCCCUGUCCAAGAAAACGACUUUAUCAAGAAUCGGUUUAUGGGUAUUGGAAAGGAUUCGGCUUUGUUGGGUUGGAUUCAUUCAUUUUUCAAGCAAUUCUAUGAAUCAGUAACACAAGCAGACUACGUUACCAUGAGACUAGGCUUCGUUAUGACUCAUUGCCCUGGGAAUCCAAAAUUCAAUUUUCAAGAGUACAUGAUGCGUGCUUACGAGGAUGAUUUCAAGAAAGUUGUUGGAAUAAGUUGGUACCUUUGGAUUUUUGUGGUUAUCUUCUUGUUGCUCAAUGUCGAUGGAUGGUAUGCGUAUUUCUGGAUAGCAUUCGUUCCCUUUGCUAUUUUGCUUGCUGUUGGCACCAAACUGGAGCAUGUAAUAACACAAUUGGCCAAUGAGGUGGCUGAAAAACAUGUGGCCGUUGAAGGGGAGCUGGUGGUUCACCCUAAAGAUGAUCACUUCUGGUUCCACAGACCCCAAAUUGUUCUCCUCCUCAUACACAUCCUCCUGUUCCAGAACUCGUUUGAAUUGGCAUUUUUCUUCUGGAUUUGGGUGCAAUAUGGUUUUGAUUCCUGCAUUAUGGGACAACUGGGAUUUAUUAUCCCUCGACUCGUGAUAGGGGCAUUCGUUCAGUUCGUCUGCAGUUACAGUACUCUACCGCUCUAUGCAAUUGUCACGCAGAUGGGAGGUUCAUUCCAGGGUUCAAUAUUUAAGGAACACGUUAAAGAGGUACUCCUAGAUUGGGCCAAGACGGCGAGGACUCAUGCUACGGUUAUGCAGAAGGCUUCUACUGGAUCCAGCCGGUCGCUCAUAAAGGGUAUUCUGUUUCUGCUUCAACAACACAGUUAGCAAGGGUUGAUGACCUGGAAACUGCAGCAGAAGAGGGCAAGGGGUAGAUCAGGCCUGAAUCAGUCUCCGCCAGCCGCAAAUGAGCGGUAGCUAAUACGUCAAAUAGCGGUGUUGUACUAAAGAAUCUUCUGUGUU
This is a messenger RNA of Rubroshorea leprosula, 4101 nucleotides long. The record is from the annotation of a GenBank genome assembly. NCBI's taxonomy places the organism in Eukaryota, Viridiplantae, Streptophyta, Magnoliopsida, Malvales, Dipterocarpaceae.